This is a messenger RNA of Mustela lutreola (European mink), 1875 nucleotides long. RefSeq lists its product as uncharacterized. Lineage: Eukaryota; Metazoa; Chordata; Mammalia; Carnivora; Mustelidae. Gene Ontology annotation, biological process: G protein-coupled receptor signaling pathway. Gene Ontology annotation, molecular function: G protein-coupled receptor activity; olfactory receptor activity. The record is from RefSeq and is a predicted model, not a curated record. The transcript is spliced from 2 exons. Bases 1 to 1875 code for a protein of 624 amino acids. Gene Ontology annotation, cellular component: membrane.
AUGAAGAUGGCCAACCACACAGAGGUGAGAGAAUUUGUUUUCCAAGGUUUCUCCAACUUCCAUGAGCAUCAACUCACACUCUUCAUUGUGUUUCUGAUCGUGUACAUCCUAACUCUGGCUGGCAAUAUCAUCAUUGUGACUGUGAUCCGUAUCGAUCACCACCUCCACACCCCCAUGUACUUCUUUCUAAGUGUUCUUUCCACGUCGGAGACUUUCUAUUCCCUGGUCAUUAUCCCACGCAUGCUUUCUGGCCUUGUAGGUCUGAGCCAAUCCAUCUCCUUGGUGGGCUGUGGGACUCAGCUCUUUUUCUUCCUUGGUUUUGCCAUCAACAACUGCUUCUUGCUAGCAGUAAUGGGGUUUGAUCGCUACGUGGCCAUCUGCAACCCUCUUCGUUACUCAGUCAUCAUGAACUGGAGGGUCUGUACCAUCCUGGCAUCCUCGGUCUGUGCCUCAGGGUUCUUGCUCUCUCUGAUUCAGGCCGUGGCCAUUUUCAGACUGUCUUUUUGCAACUCACUGAUUGAGCAUUUCUUCUGUGAUGUUCCACCUGUGUUGGACCUAGCCUGUGCUGCUCCAAUCCUUAACGAUAUCCUGACCUUAAUUAUCACCCUGUUGGCCCUCACAGCCCCUUCCACCUUCAUCUUCAUCACUUACAUCCUCAUCAUCGCCACCAUCCUCAAGAUCGCCUCCGCUGAGGGCCGGAAGAAGGCCUUCGCCACCUGCGCCUCCCACCUCACAGUGGUCAUUGUCCACUAUGGCUGUGCCUCCAUUGCCCACUUCAAGCCCAGGUCUGAGGACAACAGGGAUCAGGAUCUGUUAAUCUCAGUGACCUACACAGUAAUAACACCUUUACUGAACCCUGUGGUGUACAGUCUGAGAAACAAAGAAGUCCAGGAUGCUCUGAGAAGGUUGAUGGGUAGGAAAUCCCUUCAUUCGGCCCAUGAUUUAAUGGAGAGAGAGAACCACAGCUGGGUGGGCGAGUUCACUUUUCAGGGGUUCUCCAGCUUCCGCGAGCACCAGCUCACCCUGUUUGUGGUGUUCCUUGCACUGUACGCUUUAACCCUGACUGGCAAUGUCAUCAUUGUGAGCAUCAUUAGUGCUGACCGUCACCUCCACACGCCCAUGUACUUCUUCCUGAGCAUGUUGUCUGCCUCAGAGACUGUGUACACGCUUGUCAUUAUACCCAAGAUGCUCUGUAACCUCCUGGGCCUGAGCCGGCCCAUCUCCUUGGCUGGCUGUGCCACCCAGAUGUUCUUCUUCAUCACCUUGGCCAUCAACAACUGCUUCCUGCUCACAGCCAUGGGGUAUGACCGCUAUGUGGCCAUCUGCAACCCCUUGAGGUACACGAUCCUCAUGAACAAGAGGGUGUGCCUCCAGUUGGUGGGGGCGGCCUGCAGCAUUGGCCUCAUCGUAGCCAUGACACAGGUGCUGGCUGUGUUCAGGUUGCCCUUCUGUGCCACAAAGGUCGCCCACUUCUUCUGCAACAUCCGACCGGUGAUGAAGCUCUCCUGCAUCGACACCACGGUCAAUGAGAUCUUGACGUUGAUCAUCAGUGUGCUGGUGAUCUUGGUUCCCAUGGGGCUGGUCUUCAUCUCCUACGUCCUCAUCAUCUCCAGCAUCCUCAAGAUUGCCUCAGCCGAGGGCCGGAAGAAGGCCUUUGCCACCUGCGCCUCCCACCUCACGGUGGUCAUUGUCCACUAUGGCUGUGCCUCCAUUGCCUACCUCAAGCCCAAGUCCGAGAAUACCAGGGAUCAGGAUCAGCUGAUCUCAGUGACGUACACGGUCAUCACCCCCCUGCUGAACCCUGUGGUGUACACCCUGAGGAACAAGGAGGUCAAGGAUGCUCUGCUCCGGGCCACGGGCAGGAAGCCUUCCUGA